Molecule: messenger RNA, 3174 nt
Organism: Peromyscus californicus insignis
Lineage: Eukaryota; Metazoa; Chordata; Mammalia; Rodentia; Cricetidae
Gene: Jdp2
Product: Jun dimerization protein 2
Biological process (GO): regulation of transcription by RNA polymerase II
Cellular component (GO): nucleus
Molecular function (GO): DNA-binding transcription factor activity, RNA polymerase II-specific; RNA polymerase II cis-regulatory region sequence-specific DNA binding
Source: RefSeq, a predicted model, not a curated record
ACAUAUACCAGGCCGGCCUGACACUCACUAUGUGGCUGAGGAUGAACUUGAACUCCAGAUCUUCCUGCCCCUACCACCCAAACACUGAGUUUAUGGGUAUGUUUCACUAUGCCAAAUGUAUGCUGGUGCCAGGGACUAUGCAUGCUAGGAGGACACUCUACCAACUGGGUUUUAUCCCCACCCCAACACAUGCUCCAUUGAGGAGGACGUUAGUAGCAAAUACUAAGAAAUCUGAACCCAAGCUGCCUCGGACAAGCCACGGUUUACAGAUUCCUAAAUGGAAUCCCCAGUGGCAGGGAGGAAAGCAGGCCUGGCUGGAUGUAGGGCCUGGGUGUCAUCAGCAUCCACUGUCACUCUCUCCUGGGUGGCUUGGCGUCCCUCUACUGUUCUUUGCAUUAAUAUUAUUCCCAGGAAACUCCUUUGCUGAGGCGGCAUCUACUAAUUUCAGGUCAGCUUCUCGAAGCCUCUCUUCCCAGCAACUUGGGAAAACACCUAGUCUCAUCAAUUGGAACUGGGGUAUGUGAUUAUCUUUGAAUCAGCCCACCGGCCAUGGCUGUAUAUCUUAAUCAGGACUUGCAAGAGACAGGCCACCUACAUUCAGAUUGCUUUAGGCUAGACCAUUGUUUCCCUAAGCGCCUGAGGUAGAUCAGUUACAUCAGGAGACGGUAAGUCUGCACAGAGGAGCUGGCUAUGGCCUUUCCCUAGCCUCUCCCAGAGGCAAAGUCUAUACACAGGGGUCUGGUCAGAAACAGUAUGCCUAGGAGACAGGUCUUGAGCUGCAUUUGUAUAUAAAAAUGGAGAACAUCUAUAUCAAAAAGGGGAAGCCUAAUGGAUAUUAUGGGAGAUGAGAGGGAAUAAAGACUCCUUAGUGACCCCCCUAGUGCCUUCCCUAUAGCAUAUUUAACGCAGGAAGUAAAGGCCCAGUAGGACUACCAGUCACCCCAGCCACGAUCCAAAGUGCGCCCUGGAGAGGACCAGCUUUAACCACACAUGUUAAUUAUUAGUCCCUGCACAGAGAUCAGUUUAGCUUUUUCAAAGUCCCAACAGAGGAUGCAUAAAGUAGUGCUUUCCCGUGUUCAGUGUUUUCUUUCACAUAAAUGCCCAGACCCCUCAUCCUGGGGGAGAAACAUCAUGUAAGGCAGUUUCACAGUCUCCAGUUUUGAUCUUUGGGCCGUGGUAAAGGUGUUGCUGGCUUUUCUGGGAUGGAGAGUCAUGUUCUUGUACAGGACUAUCACAUGACUACUGAGCUGGCAGAGGGUGUUCUUUUGGAGUUCUUUUUUUUUCUUGCAUCAGUGUUGUGAGGCAAGCUGCUGAUGGUGACCGUGAAGACAGACAGGUGAUGUCACUGGGACCUGGUCUGUCUCUUUCUAGUCCACCUGUUCUCCCCUGCAGAGAGAUUUAAGAGAAACGUGGAGAAGGAUGCCUCCCCGCAGGCAGGCACAUGGGAAUGGGAUGUCUGGCUUGCCUCUGGACUUCCUUCCCUCCGAGUUGAAGUCUUUCACUCUGAGCGCUGGUACUCCACGAAGGCAUGAACUUUUUCUUUCACUUCCUUUCUUCUAUGGGUGAUGACCUGCCAUCUCCUCUGAGAAGGAGUCUGAAGGUCACUGAGUGUCAACAUUGCCACCCCUCUCUGGCUUAAGCAGAAAGGUGGUGGUGGUGGGGGGGUGCGCUGGCUGGUCACCCAAGGGUUUGGAGAUCUGGGAUGACAACAAUGGCUCUCAGAUGUCACGUGUGUUUCUGCCUGAGGGCUCUGUGUACCACCCUUCGAAAGACUGUCAUAUUUUCUCUGGAGUGUCCUUUUACUAUCUACCUCUGUAGGAGGUUGGGAGGAAGGCGUGGAAGCCAGCCCUGGGAGUCCUUGAGGAAGAAGGCUGUUGGAGGUCUUGCAGAAGUCAAGUCCGCUCACGGCUGCGUCCUGUCAAAGGCAGGCAAAAGCCUGCGGGAGUUGGGCAAAGAGCCCUGGGUCAAACUGGGCCAGCCACUGACAACGGUGGCCUCUAGCUGCAGCUCCAGUCUGGGUCUCGGUCCACUCACAGCGUGGCUUCAGGACCUCAUGGCGCUUUGGCGGACAGCGGGUGGGGACAGAGGCUUCCAAACGCCUUAAUCUCCCCGCCCAUGCUCCGCCACGGAAAAAAAAAACAAAAACCAAAACAGGCUUGCGAGAUCCCGCAGCGUCCGAAGACAUCACUGCGCCGAACGUCACCCUCGCUCUGGGUUUGGGGGGGAGAGCGCGCCGGACGGAGGAGGAUGGUUCAGCGCGGGCUGAGCUGGAAGGGGUUCUCCGCUCGUCCGGCCGCCGCCUUCGCGUCCCUGCCUCCCUGGCUGCUCAGCGCCUCGGGGGUGGCGGCCGCGCGACCGAGCAGGGGAUGCGCUUACAUAACCGCUCGCCGGGUCCUGCUGCCUCGCGCGCUCGGGAGCCGCGGGCGGGGCGCGCCGCGGGACCGCGAUGCUGCCGGGACCAGCGCGACAGGGCCCCGGCCGGCCGGGCAGGCGGAGGAGCGGGAGCCGCGGCGGGAGGAGGGCGCCGGCGGCGGGGGAGGUGAAGGCCGGCCUACCACUCCUCCUGCUAUGAUGCCUGGGCAGAUCCCGGACCCUUCGGUGACCGCAGGCUCUCUGCCAGGGCUCGGCCCCCUCACCGGACUUCCCAGCUCUGCUCUGACCACAGAGGAGCUGAAAUACGCUGACAUCCGCAACAUUGGGGCCAUGAUUGCGCCCUUGCACUUCCUGGAGGUGAAACUGGGCAAGAGGCCCCAACCUGUGAAGAGUGAGCUAGACGAGGACGAGGAGAGGAGGAAAAGGCGUAGAGAGAAGAACAAGGUCGCCGCCGCCAGAUGCCGGAACAAGAAGAAGGAACGGACGGAGUUUCUGCAGAGGGAGUCAGAGCGGCUGGAGCUCAUGAACGCAGAGCUGAAGACCCAGAUAGAGGAGCUGAAGCUGGAGCGGCAGCAGCUUAUCCUGAUGCUCAACCGCCACCGCCCCACCUGCAUCGUGCGCACAGACAGUGUCAGGACGCCCGAGUCCGAAGGCAACCCGCUGCUGGAGCAGCUGGACAAGAAGUGACUGAAGGCCUGGAGGAGGCGUCAGAGGAAGAGGGGAGGGGGGCAGAGCAAAAGGAGAAGAGGAGCGUGGUGAUGGAGGCCCCCUCCCGGGCGCAUGACAAACUCUUACGAUGAG